UAAACAUAUUAAACCACCAGCUGCUUCGACCCAAACUCUCUCAAUCUUGAUGGCUUCAAUCAUGCUGGCGCCAAAAUGGGUGGCUCUGCAUUGUCUUCUUCUGUUAGUUUUAUCAGCAAACGUAGCAUUUUGUGGGGAGCCAGUCAAGCAUUUGCCUGGCUUUGACGGUGAACUUCCCUUCAACUUCCAAACUGGAUACAUCAGCGUGAAUAAUUCUGAAUAUUUCUACUACUUCAUUGAGUCCCAAGGAGAUCCUGCAACUGAUCCUCUCUUUUUCUGGUUCACUGGAGGCCCUGGUUGUUCUUCCUUGAGUGGAAUCGUUUAUGAGAUUGGUCCUAUACAGUUUGAUAUUCACAACUACAAUGGAGGAUUACCAAGAUUACUCUAUUACCCAUACACUUGGACAAAGACAGCUAGCUUUGUGUAUGUCGAUUCUCCCGUGGGUUCUGGUUUUUCUUAUUCAACAUCUUCGAAUUGGUCAACUUCUGAUACUAAAUCAACAGAAGAAGCUUCUGAGCUUGUGAGAAAGUGGUUGAUAGAACACCCACAAUAUCUCAAUCUGCGAUUGUUCAUUGGAGGUGAUUCUUACUCUGGUCUCAUUGUUCCAGGAAUUACCAAGAAACUUAUUGAAGAUAAUGAUGCCAACGUGGAGCCACACUUGAAUGUCACGGGUUAUUUGGUCGGAAGCCCUACCACAGAUCAGCAUAUCAACGUGAAUUCAAGAGUCAUCUUAGCUCAUCGAUUGGCUCUUGUAUCAGACCAACUCUACCAGGAACUGAAAAUAAGUUGCAAGCAGAACUUUGUUGACGUGGAUCCAUCCAACACGGCUUGUCUUACUGCUCUCUCCAAAUACGAAAAGAACAUAGAAGAAAUAUGGACUAAUUGCCCAUUGGAACCAAAUUGUGCAUUUGCAUCUCCAAGGCCAGAACUCCCACUAAGUGUUCGAAGAUCGCUUGCAGAUCAAAGUAGUGAUGAACGACAAUUUCUGCUUUCACCACCAAAAGUUCCCUCAGAUCUUUGGUGUCGGGCUUUUAACUACGCAUUAGCUUACAAUUGGGCAAAUGAUCCUGGUGUCCAAGAAGCCUUGCACGUUAGAAAGGGUAAAGUGAAGUUCUGGUCAAGGUGCAACCGGACAAUCUCAUACACAAAAGAUGUUCAGAGUGUUAUUGAUGUUCACAUGUGGCUCAGUCAGAGGCCCUUGGAAGUUCUUCUCGAAGUUGGAGACCAUGACUUGGUGGUGCCAAUCGUGGCAACACAAACAUGGCUUAAGAUUCUAAACUUGACUGUCUCUUAUAAUUGGAGACCUUGGUACGUGGAUGGUCAAGUUGCAGGAUAUACCAAAAAGUUCGAUGAGGAGGCGUAUGGAUAUCGAUUAACAUAUGCAACAGUAAAGGGUGGUGGUCACACAGCUCCGGAAUAUUACCGUAGAGAAUGUUAUGAGAUGUUUCAAAGGUGGCUCCAUUUCUAUCCGUUGUAAUGUAAUUCAAUGAUUAAGAAUUCAGAUUCUGUUUUUAAUUAAGAAUUUAGAUUUUGUAUAAUUUCGUACAACCCAUCUUGUCGUCACUGGUCUAUGCUAAUAAUGUAUGUAUUAUUGUUUCUACUCAUUUAUGCAUUAAAUCGUUACCCACA
This is a messenger RNA of Prosopis cineraria, 1629 nucleotides long. Its product is annotated as serine carboxypeptidase-like 9. Bases 50 to 1477 code for a protein of 475 amino acids. Gene Ontology annotation, biological process: secondary metabolic process; proteolysis. NCBI's taxonomy places the organism in Eukaryota, Viridiplantae, Streptophyta, Magnoliopsida, Fabales, Fabaceae. The record is from RefSeq and is a predicted model, not a curated record. The transcript is spliced from 14 exons. Gene Ontology annotation, molecular function: serine-type carboxypeptidase activity; acyltransferase activity, transferring groups other than amino-acyl groups.